Messenger RNA from Cinclus cinclus, 3754 nucleotides. RefSeq names its product SERTA domain-containing protein 2-like. The record is from RefSeq and is a predicted model, not a curated record. The transcript is spliced from 2 exons. Gene Ontology annotation, molecular function: transcription regulator activity. Lineage: Eukaryota; Metazoa; Chordata; Aves; Passeriformes; Cinclidae. Gene Ontology annotation, cellular component: nucleus. Bases 187 to 1038 code for a protein of 283 amino acids.
UAAAACAAUUUUGUGUCACCAAAGAAAAAAGAGAAGAAUUGGUCCUACACAAGAGUUCUCAGAGACACUGAACAAGACAUUAGAAUGCUUUAAUGAGAUCAGCAUGGAUGUUGAAAACUAGCUUGAAAUCUUACCUGCUGUACCCAAGAAUGAAUGUUAAAAUGGAAAUUAUGAAAUAUUCUGUUCAUGUUGGGGAGAGGCCUAAAGCGCAAGCUGAGUGACUAUGAGGAGAACAUGGCUGGUCUCUCGAGUGCCUUUGAUUCCAGUCGAGGUCUGCCCUACCCACUCAAGAGGCAGCUGGUGCUCAACAUGUGCCUCACCAAGUUACAGACGUACAAAAUGCUGGUGGAGCCCAACCUGCACCGCUCCGUCCUCAUCGCCAACACCGUGCGGCAAAUUCAGGAGGAGAUGAGACAAGAGAGCAACCAGCAGCCAGUGAACAUCUGCCCUGCCAUUGCUCCUGCUUCUCACAGCUACGCAGGCAUGGAGUCACCUGGGAUGCCCCUUCAGUUGCCUUCAGGUGUUGGUCAGCAAGAGUCUCACUGCUGUGACCUGCGGUCUGCAGAAGACCCGAUUGAAAACAGCCUGCUGAUCGUUUCAGACGAUGACAUGUCAUCUGCUAUUUCAUCUAUUCUGAAGGAUUUAGACUUUGUAGAAGAUAUAAGCCCACCUACUUGUCUGGUUCCUACUGGAGAUGACCAGCCGAAGUUUCCAGAAAAUACUGGUCUGAAACUCGAAGAUGAUAGGCAGGAUUUGAAGGGAGCUGAAUGUGUGUUUGGUUCCUUUGAGAUUUCAAAUUCAACCAGUUACUUGAAGGAUUUGGCAAUAGAUGACAUUUUUGAAGAUAUUGACACUUCAAUGUAUGAUUCAGACUUCUGUUGCCCUCCCCUGAUGCCACCCAGAUCACCAUCUCUUGCCACAGAAGAACCAUUAAAAACCUUCCCAUCCUGUAAUUCUUCUUCAGCAAACAACAUUCAGAUAUGUAGAACAGAUCUGAGUGAGUUGGACCACAUCAUGGAAAUUCUGGUUGGAUCCUGAUACUUGUUUUACCCAAAGAUACUUUUAAACUGCCACUUUCAUUUGGUUUCAGGAUAAAAGCCACUGGAAUAGUUGUAAAGAAUUCUUUAAAAAGCAAACUGAAUAAUAAUUUGUCCAUAGUAGGAUUUUCUAAGUAAUUCCAAAACUUACAAACCAAAAAAGUGGCAGAUUUUUUUUUUAAUAAUAAUUAUUUAUCAGAACUGUGCAAUCAUCAUUUUCCUUCCAGGGUGUAUGUGGAACAAUGGGCACAUACCCUCAUCACCCCUCAUGCCUCUUUCAAUAAACUUUUUUAUGUGCAAUUUUUAAUUUGACAGAAGAAUUUACAUGCAAAGCAAAUUUCAUAUGAGGUGAUCUUUUACAAUGCCUCCACUUUAUUUUUAAUAUCAGAGUUUAUGCCAAGCUGGCAUCUGUCAAGUUGCAAGAGUUAGAUUGUGUGGAUUGCAGACACGUUACUAGAGAUGGGUAUAUUUUAAAAAUGAGACACGCUUUGCUUUCUUUUGGUCAGAAAAGCAGAUCAAGACACUUACCAACAAAGUCUCUUGCAUUUUCUAAGGCAUUCAGAACUAUUUAUUUUUGUAAAUUUUAUAGUCUUUCUACAUUUUACUACGUUAUUUCAUCAUAGUUCAAAUAUAAUGGACUUCUAGUUGGAUGUGUUUAGCACUACCUCUGAGCUGAAAUGCUUUAACUCUUUCCAGUGCUUCAUCUGAGACUGCAAAUCUUUUUGUUUCUGUUUCUUUCUGGGGGAAAGUACUUCUAACUCAUUAAGUUGAUCCUUCGACAGUGACCUAGCUGAUUUGUGAAAUCAAGGGUAUUCAAUGUUUAAAAACGUUUAAGUAUUUACAAAUUAAUUUAUAUGUAGAUUGUGCAAUUUAACAUUUUUCUGUCAGUAUUAUGUGCUUAGAUUUUGAAUAAUCUUGGCAUUCUUUAAAUUAAAGCUUACUAUGUACAGGUAACUUUUUAUUCUCUUUUGGAAAACACUGUCCUUCAACCCUGCUUUCACUACAAAUUUUAAGAUGAUUUUUAUGUGCAAUAUUAUUUAAAAAGAUACACAUUUGUAUACCUGGCAUUGUGGGAAGAAACGCUUCAAACUUAAAAUCUCUAGCACCUUUGGCGGAUACUCAGUCAACAUUUCUGCAUCCUUUCAGAAGCCAAGCUGAGAACACUGAGAACACAUCACCCACUGCUGUGACAGCCCCUGCAGCUCCCCUGGGGCUGUGCCCAGUCCCUGCUGGUGGCUCUGUCCCUCCCAGGGGCUGGGGCCACCUGGGCUUUGGAACCCUGGAGCUGCUGCCCCAGCCUGUCCUGGGUGGAGCAGGGCUGUUUUUAUACAGAUACACAAACACCCUGCUCAGCUGGAGAUGAGAUUUGCAGUGAGAACUGUUUUUCCAUCAGGCAGUUUGGGUUCUGUGUUUCAGCCUGAACACAGAGGUCUAGAUUGAUGCCUGCUCUCGUCUUCUGAGUUUCGCACUUGCACAUUGCUUUUUGGUUUGGGUUUUGUUAUUUUUUCCCUUUUUUUUAAUUAUAAAACUUCUACUUUGUGCUUGAAAGCUGCAGCACCUGUCUUGGAAACUUGCAGUUGUAAAACCUUUGCUUUGGUUUGUUGUAUUUUUUUUGUUGUUGUUGUUGUUGUUCUGCUGAGACUUUUUAUGAAGGGAGGGUCAGCAGAGGGGAAAAAAAAAUGUUGCCUGUGUGUUGCAUCUCACAGAAGUUGAAAUUCUGGCCCUGUUGAAGGGGCCAGGGUGUCACCUGGUAUUUCUAGUCUUAACUGAUGCUGUGGCACACCCGCCUUGUGCAGAGAUCUCCAUUUUUUGCUGUGACUCUCUUGGUUAACAGUUAGCUGUCGACAUCUUUUGGUGUCCCAGGCCAGUGGAGAACCAUUUCAGGUCACAUCCUCGCAGCCAUCUGGGUUGUUCAGCAAUCCAAGGGUAUAAAUGUAUUUAUAUGCAUAUAUUGUAUUGAUUCUAAUAUAAAACUUCUGAUCUAAAGCAUUUUGAAUUGCUGGAUAAAGGGAUUUGUUUGAAGAGUGUAUAACUAGUUCUUGAAGAGGUACAGCUUCAGAAUGUACACAGAUUGUGCAUUGUGUAUAGACUACUCUGGCUUUUCCUCAGCCUCUACUUUUGUAUUAAAAAUAUGACUGAAUAAAUCCUUGAAAUAUUAAGGGCCUUCUGCACUGUGAUGAAACAGAGAUGUGGUUAAAAAUGUCUUUAAAUUCAGUGAUGAGGGAAAAAAAAAAAAAGGCUGCAUCUAAUCUCGCAUUUGAAAAUAUGGAAUGUUACUAUGCAGUAAAGAUAUUUUGAUAUGAAAAUUGUAUCAUAUAGCAAAUAGUGAACACUUAAUAAAUCCACUUACCUUGCAGUCUCUACAGAAACGGAAGAGAAGACAACUUUUCAACAUUUAUGUACUAAAGCUUUUUGUAUACUGCAGGAAAAGAUUUAAUUGUUGGUAGAUCUUUUAUCAACAAUUCAAAAUGCAAUUUUUGUACAAGUCCUGGCUACAGAGCUCUGUUUCUAAUUGGUUGCUUGUGUCACAGUGCCAAGACCAUGAGCUGGUGUGUAAUGCAGUUCGGUUAUGUUUGGAAUUACGUGCAAAGGGAAGUUUAAUUUUUAAAUAUGCACAAACUGAUUUCAAAAUCCUUCCAUGUUAAAUGAAGUUAGAGGCUAGUUGUGGUGGACCUAUUUAUUGUAUGUUUGGAAAUAAAAGCCACAGUUUUGCAUUA